This is a messenger RNA of Eimeria tenella, 768 nucleotides long. RefSeq names its product SAG family member (sag3). The record is from RefSeq and is a predicted model, not a curated record. NCBI's taxonomy places the organism in Eukaryota, Apicomplexa, Conoidasida, Eucoccidiorida, Eimeriidae. Bases 1 to 768 code for a protein of 255 amino acids. The transcript has 4 exons.
AUGUUUCGUCUCAUUUCUAUUCCACUCGUUCUCGUGCCUGUGUUCUAUGGACACAAGGCAGCAAGUGCUGGCACAACGGGAACAGCAGAAACGAUUAGUUGUUUAAGCGAGAUGAAUGUGGAGAGGGCCGCUGCGGGACUCGCUGCGUUUAAAGAGGCAACUGAUGCAACGCAAGUGCUGCCGAAAACCCCUGGCACUGAACGAACAAUAACACCUGCUACGUUGUGGAACGAAAUCUGCAAAGUAAUAGCAAAGGAAGCAGAGGAAAGCGAAGAAGCCAAAAAAUUACAGGGAACCUUCGCGUAUUACCGCGGCGAGAAUGACUGCAAGGCAGCAGUGCAGUACUGGAAGGACGGGUUUCCUCUGUUCAAAAACGAGCUCCCUCCAACGUACAAUGCGUUGAAUGACCCCAAAAUAUACACAGACCAGGCUACUUCCUUUGUCGCUCUCUAUAACCCUCAGGCGAGUCCUGUUGCCAGCUGCGCCUUCGUCACCUGCACAACAGCAACCGAGUCCACUGCGCCAGACAAAGGGCUCUCAACAAGAAGACUUCAAGGUGAAGAGGAUACUGCUUCUACUAGUACUGCGGUUAUCUGCUUGACGAACCCAGCGGCACUCUCGAAGGGACAACAGCCAUUCAAGGAAGAGGUGUGGCGGAAGAUUGUCCAAGCUCUAGUUGGCACUGAGGAGAGCAACGGGAUUUCGCCAGUCAGGGCGUCAUUGGCUGUUGGGUUUAUAAUGAUGCUUUUUCCCUACGGGCUUUUUUAA